Molecule: messenger RNA, 507 nt
Organism: Dentiscutata erythropus
Lineage: Eukaryota; Fungi; Glomeromycota; Glomeromycetes; Diversisporales; Gigasporaceae
Source: the annotation of a GenBank genome assembly
AUGCUUCCAUAUGUCACUGGUUUUACAGAAGGCAAAUAUAUAUCUAAUAUUUUUGGUUCUUUAGCAAAAAAAUAUACAUUUAUUGGUGCUAGUUCUUCAGAAGAAAAAUAUAUGUCUAACAUAGCUGGUUUUCUAGUAGGAGAAUAUGUGCUUAAUGUAGCUAGUUUUCUAGAAAGAAAAUAUGUGUCUAAUAUUGCUAUUUCUCUAAAAAGAAAAUAUAUGUUUAAUAUUGCUAGUUUGCUAAAAAAAGAAUAUGUAUAUAAUACUGCUGAAAAAAACAUGUUUGUUGUUACAGGUUUUUUAGAAAAAUAUGUGUUUACUGCCACUGAAUAUGUUCUUGAUAUUGCUGGUUUUUUAGAAAGAGAAUAUAUGUCUUUUACUGCUAGUUUUUCAGAUAAAAAAUAUGUGUUUAAUGUUUCUAGUUUAUCAGAAGAAUCCUCACCAUUCUCUAUAAUAGAAACAGAUAUAUUUUAUUUUAUUAUUCGAAGUGAUAUUUAUAUUUUAUAG